UAUCUUUACUCUAGUACAAAGACUUCAUUUUAAUGCUGGUGAACAGGAGUCAGUGUCAGUGAAUCAGUUUAAUGCAGUGUGAGGAGUUACUGCAUUCUGCUGCAGCACACAUUUAUUCUCAGAGCGAAUUCAGAAAUUAAUGGAUCAGCGAAGCAACGGACAUUCAUACUUCUAGAGCUUUUAUUGAGCUGUGAUGUAUUGGAGGAGACCUGAACUACAAAAUGAGCUUCUCUGGGGAAACACAUUUAGAGAAAGACCAGAGACACACAUCAGACACACCUGAACCCAGUUCUGUGUCUAUGAAGAGUAACAAGUCAAUGGAACCUCCAGUGUACAUUGAAGAGGGAGAGUGUUCUCCUGAUGUGAGUCUGUUUCAGACCAAGGGAUCACACUCACCUGAAACUAGCUGUGUGUCCAUGAAAAGUGAUGAGUCAAUGGAUUCUCCACUAAAAUUAGGAGACAAAGCAAGUUCUCCUGUGGAUAGGGUCCAAAGAAAAAACUCGAAUCUUCCCAGCAAUAAUCAUUUGGAGUCUAUAUUUAAGGAUCUGGAAGACAAAUUAAUCUCUCAGGUGCAGACAGAGCUGAAGAUCUACAAGAUGCUGCUGAGUGCAGAAUACUCAGUAUGCUUUGAAACAGAAGCAAAGGAUGAUGCAGAUCAGAGCUCUCCAAUAGAAGGUGUUCUAAAGAGCACCCUGAACAUCCUGAGGAACAUGGGGCACACAGACCUCGCUAACACACUACAAAUCAAGAUGGCUUCUAAAUAUCAGCAAAAACUCAAAUCCAAACUGACUGAGAAAUUUAAAAGAAUUAAUGAGGGAAUCUCGCAGCAUGGAACAUCAACCCUUUUGAAUGAGAUCUACACAGACCUUUACAUCACAGAAGGAGGAAGUGGAAAGGUUAACAGUGAACACGAGGUCAGACAGAUCGAGACGGCGUCCAGGAGACCAGCAACACAGGAGAAACCCAUCAGCUGCAAUGACCUUUUUAAAGAUAAACCUGAGAAUCAGAGAAUCAGAACUGUGCUGACCAAUGGAGUUGCUGGAAUUGGAAAAACAGUCUCUGUGCAGAAGUUCAUUCUGGAUUGGGCUGAAGGAAAAGCCAAUCAGCACAUCCACUACAUCUUCCCACUUCCUUUUAGGGAGCUGAAUCUGAUGAUGGAGAAAAAGAUCAGCCUGAUUGAACUUCUUGGUCACUUUUUCCCUGAAAUUAAAGAAUUAAGAUCAGUAAACUCUGAUGCUCACAAAAUCCUUUUUAUCUUUGAUGGUCUGGAUGAGUGUCGACUUCCUCUAGAUUUCCAGAACAAUGAGAGCUUGUGGGAUGUGACAGAAUCAGCCUCAGUAGAUGCGCUGCUGACCAACCUCAUCAAGGGGAAUCUUUUCCCCUCUGCUCUCCUCUGGAUAACCUCUCGACCAACAGCAGCCAAUCAGAUCCCACCUAAGAGUGUUGAUUUGAUAACAGAGAUACGUGGAUUCAGUGAUGCUCAUAAAGAAGAAUAUUUCAAAAAGAAAAUCAUAGACCAGACGCUGGCCAAUAGCAUCAUCUCACACAUGAAGUCCUCAAGAAGCCUCUACAUCAUGUGCCACAUCCCUGUCUUCUGUUGGAUUGCAGCCACGGUUCUAGAGAGAGUGUUGGGUGAAGCAGAGACUGGAGAGAUCCCAAAGACUCUGACUCAAAUGUUCACACAUUUCCUCAUCUUUCAGAUCAAACACAGGAACCAAAAGUAUCAUGAAAAAUGUGACCAUGAUCCUCAUGAGACUAAAGAGAUUAUACUGGCUCUGGGAAAACUGGCUUUCCAGCAGCUGGAGAAGGGCAAUCUGAUCUUCUAUGAGGAAGACCUGAGAGAGUGUGGCAUUGAUGUUUCAGACGUGUCAGCAUACUCAGGAGUUUGCACCCAGAUCUUCAAAGAGGAGUUUGGGCUUCAUCUUGGGAAGGUAUUCAGUUUUGUUCACCUGAGUGUUCAAGAGUUUCUGGCUGCUUUAUAUGCAUUUCUCACCUUCAUCAGCAAAGAUGGAACAGAACAGCUGGCCACUGAUCUCUCUGAUAUUUUUAACCAGUCCACAAUGUCAGACUUCCUCAAGUCCACAGUGGACAAGGCAUUACAGAGCGAGAAUGGACACCUGGAUCUUUUCCUUCGCUUUCUUUUGGGUCUCUCACUGGAGUCCAAUCAAAAUCUUUUACAAGGCCUUCUGACAGGAAGUAGUUUUCACAACAAAGAGGAAACAGUCCAAUACAUCAAGGAGAAGAUCAGAGAGAAUCCCUCUACAGAGAAAUCCAUUAAUCUUUUCCACUGUCUGAAUGAACUGAAUGACCAUUCUCUAGUGGAGGAAGUACAAACAUACCUGAAAGGAGGACGUUAUAUUUCUCUUAGUGAUCUCAAGCUCUCUCCUUCCCAGUGGUCAGCUCUGGUGUUUGUACUGCUAAACUCAGAUGAUGAGCUAGAAGAAUUUGACCUGCGGAAAUUUUAUCCAUCAGAGGAAGGUCUUCUGAGGCUACUACCAGUGAUCAGAGUCUCCAGAAAAGUUGUACUGCGUAACUGUAAUCUCACAGAGAAAAGCUGUGCAGCUCUGGCCUCAGCUCUCAGCUUAAACUCUUCAAGUCUCACUGAACUAAACCUGAGUAACAAUAAACUGCUGAUGGAUUCAGGAAUGAAGCUGCUCUCUGCAGGACUGGGGAAUGCACACUGUAAACUGAAGAAACUGGUCCUAAUUAACUGCAGUAUUACCGAGGAAGGAUAUAUUGCUUUGGCUUCAGCUCUAAAAUUAAAUCCUUCUCACCUGAGAGAGUUAAACCUGAGCCAGAGUAAACCUGGAUUGUUAGGUGUGAAGCUGCUGUCUGAGAUUCUGGAGGAUCCACACUGUUACCUUGAGAAACUAUUGUUGCGGAGUUGCAGCCUCACAGAGGAAAGCUGUGCAGUUCUGGCUUCAGCUCUGAGCUCAAACUCCUCAAAGUUGAAAGAACUGGAUGUAGGUAACAAUGCACUUCAGGAUUCAGGUGUGAAGGCUCUUUCUGCUGGACUGAAGAAUUCACACUGUAAACUGGAAUACCUUGGGCUGUAUUACUGCAGUAUAACAGAAGAUGGUUAUGCUGCUCUGGCCUCUGCUCUUAAAUCAAACCCUUCUCAUCUGAGAACACUGCACCUGACAUUAAAUGAUCCAGGAAAGUGUGGAGUAAAGAUGCUCUCUGAUUUACUUGAGGAUCCGCACUAUGGACUGGAAACAUUACUUCUAUCUAAUUGCAGUAUUAAAGAUGAAGGCUGUGCUGCUCUGGCUUCAGCUCUAAAAUCAAAUCCCUCUCACCUAAAAGAGCUCAAUUUGAGCCGCAGUGAACCAGGAGAUUCAGGAGUGAGGGAGCUCUCUAAUCUACUGGAGCAUCCAGACUGUGAACUGGAGAUACUACAACUGAAAUGGUGCAAAAUUACAGAGGAUGGUUGUGCUGCAUUGGCUUCAGCUCUAAAAUCAAACCCCUCACAUCUGAAAGAGCUGAUUCUGAAUGACAAUAAACCAGGAGUGUCAGGAGUUGAGCUUCUCUCUAAUUUUCUGGAGGAUCCACGCUGCAAACUGGAGAAACUGGAGCUGUGUGAGUGUAACCUCACAGAAGAAAACUGUGCGGCUCUGGCUUUAGCUCUCAACUCAAACGCAAGUUUGAGACAACUUAACCUGAGCAACAACGAAAUGCUGCAGGAUUCAGGAGUAAAGCAGCUCUCCACUGGACUGGAGAAUUCCCAGUGUAAACUGGAGAAACUGGAGCUGUAUAACUGUAGUAUUACAGAGGAAGGCUGUGCUGCUUUGGCCUCAGCUAUUAAACUGAACCCCUCCCACCUGAAAGAGCUGAACCUGAACCACAAUAAACCAGGGGAGACAGGAGUGAAGCUGCUGUCUGAACUUUUGGAAGAUCCAAACUAUAAAUUGGAGAAACUACUCAUCAAGGCACCAAUCAGCUGAGCUACCCUCAACACUCCAAGGAUUAAACAGAGAGGACACUCAGUCUGUGGUUCUACAUAGACUAUUAUGUGUAGGUUAACCACAUGAUUUUUACUGUAUAUUGCAAGCAUCGAGGAAUACAUCUCCAAUGAACACAUGUCCAGCCCUACCAGUUUGAAGUGAUGUCGCUGGUUACUGUCAUAUCUGUCUGUGGAAACUAGAGACUGGGACCAUCAACUUCAUUUGCAUCAUUAGGCUGCUAUGAACUCCUGCCACCCUCCAUUACUGAUUAUAUUUUAUUAAUAUUAUUAUGAUUACUAUGCCCAUAGUAAUCAUAAUACGAAAGUUGGGUCC
Messenger RNA from Astyanax mexicanus (Mexican tetra), 4274 nucleotides. RefSeq names its product NACHT, LRR and PYD domains-containing protein 12-like. The record is from RefSeq and is a predicted model, not a curated record. Lineage: Eukaryota; Metazoa; Chordata; Actinopteri; Characiformes; Acestrorhamphidae. The coding region runs from base 222 to 3941 and encodes 1239 amino acids. The transcript is spliced from 16 exons. Gene Ontology annotation, molecular function: protein binding.